AUGGCUACCACCGCAGAGCUUUUGGAGCAACAGCUCGACCUUUUCCGGGAGAUUCGCGUCAACAACGCCAAGCUGUUAGUCCUCGCCGAGGCCGCUACGAAGACCACGCAUCGAUACUUCACCGAGGAGCUGUAUCAACAAGCCGAGGUCCAGAUGGAUGCUGCCCUUGACUACCUGGCCGAAUUUGCCAUACCUCCCAUUGCCGCCCCGCACAUCAACAUCAUGGACGCUUCGAACGCAACAAAUAUCAAAAUUAGUCCCGUCAAAAGUAACAAUCCCGCGUAUUUGACGACGGCUUUAAUAUUGUGUUCCCUCGCGGAAUACGUGCCACCUCCCGUUGCGUCUCACACUAAGUGGACGCACCUCGACGCCCUCGAAUUAGCCGAUCCUGAUUUCCUGAGUCCUACGCCAAUCGAUAUAAUAAUUGGAGCCGAUAUGUAUGGAAAUAUUCAUCGCGACGGUUCACACAAGGGAACACCACACGAACCGUUCACGCAGAAUACCGCGUUCGGCUGGAUUCUCUCGGGUCCUACCGUCGAAACCUGCCCCCGCAAUUCCGUACCCGCAUAUCAUACUAACAUUUCACCUAAUCUUGAGCAUACCUUAAAACAGUUCUGGGAACUCGAAGAUAUCCCAGCCCGCGUUCAUCCGAGUCCGGAAAACACCCAAUGUGAGGAGCAUUUUGUGACGACUCACUACCGCACCAUGGAAGGACGCUACGUCGUGCGUCUUCCCUUUAGAAAUGGCCCGCCUCGCGACCUUGGAGACUCUCGAUUCGCCGCGUUGAAGAGUCUCGAACGGCUCGAACGUCGUUUUCGAACCGACCCAUCGUUAGCAACGGAAUACACCGCAUUCCUUACCGAGUACGCAAACCUAGGUCAUAUGACUAAGAUAAAUCCUACCGAAUUUCCCGCCCAAGCUCCCGCGUACUACAUUCCACACCGUGCCGUGAUCCGUGAACAUAGCAAUACAACCCGACUUUGUGUUGUGUUUAACGCGUCGUGCAACACCGCCACCGGCAAAUCAUUAAAUAGCGCUCUUCAUGUAGGAGCAAAAUUGCAAACCGAUCUAGUAGCGGUCGUCCUCCAAUGGCGACAACCUCGAUUUGCACUAUCAGCGGACAUCGCCAAAAUGUAUAGGCAGAUUUUAGUACACCCUCUCGAUACGAAGUAUCAAUGCCUCUUAUGGCGAUCGUCUCCGACGGCUCAGGUCGACGAAUACCGACUUCUUACCGUCACUUACGGCACCGCCGCUGCCCCAUUCUUGGCCUUGCGAGUCUUACGGCAAUUAGCCGAGGACGAAGGCUCACAGUUUCCGCUCGCGGUACCGGUUCUAUUACAGCAAACGUACGUCGACGACUGUACUUUCGGCGCCGACGACCUUGAAACUGCCAAACAAACACGAGAUCAGUUAAUUUCGUUGCUAUCUCGGGGCUGUUUUCGUUUGCGUAAGUGGGCGAGCAAUUGCCCUACGCUCCUUGAAGAUCUCGAUCCUUCCGACCAUGGACUCGCAACCAACAAAGAUUGGCACGACCACGAUUCCAUUAAAAUUCUCGGAGUUACCUGGAAACCGGAACACGAUAUCUUCACCUUUCAAGUUUCGAAUUUAAUAACAGUCGCGAAAACUAAGCGCGGAAUAUUAUCAGUCAUCGCGCAACUCUUCGACCCACUCGGGUGGGUAGCUCCCGUUAUCGUAACCGCGAAAAUUUUCCUGCAGCAUCUCUGGUUGACGAAGUCUGAUUGGGAUGACGAGCUUCCCGCCGAGAUGUUGCGCGAAUGGGAAACAUUUCAAUUGACGUUGCCUCUCCUUGAGCAGUUAACUAUUCCGCGCUGGACGCAGUAUCAUCCGAACAACAGAAUUGAAUUACACGGAUUCGCAGACGCCUCCACGCGAGCGUAUGCGGCAGCGCUUUACCUUUGUGUCAUUUCGGGCGACGGUUGCAUUACCAAUACUCUGAUCCUCGCUAAGUCUAAAGUCGCGCCGCUCAAAACCAUUAGCGUCCCGCGUUUGGAGCUUUGCGCUGCGCUCCUACUAGCACAACUCAUAGAUUUCGCUCGUUCUGCUCUUCACCUUCCCGAUAUCGAUUAUUGGUGUUGGAGCGAUUCCAUGGUCGUCCUCGCUUGGAUACGUCAAAGUCCCUCGCGGUGGAAGACGUUUGUCGCGAAUAGAGUCUCAAAAAUGCAACAGCUUCUUCCCAAUGGAAAAUGGAAUCACGUGCCCACGCACGACAACCCCGCAGAUUGCGCAUCUCGCGGUACCGACCCUGCCUCUCUUAUUAAUCACCAACUUUGGUGGCACGGCCCACCAUGGUUAUCACAUUCGUCCGAUCAAUGGCCAGUCAUAUCCGACAUUCCGGCAACGCAUAGUGAAUUACGCGAUUCAAAAGCUUGCGCGACAUGCUCGACGCAGUAUCGGAUUAUACUACCGCUUCGUUCCUUGCCGCGUAUCAUCGUUUUACCGCACGUCGUGGCAUUCCGCAUGCAAUGUACUCCGAUCACGGUACCACGUUUCAAGGUGCCGAUCAAGAGCUUACGGCCUCCUUCCAUGCAGCCACGCGUGAUCCAGCAUUUCAAAAUUACAUAG
This is a messenger RNA of Nylanderia fulva, 2583 nucleotides long. NCBI's taxonomy places the organism in Eukaryota, Metazoa, Arthropoda, Insecta, Hymenoptera, Formicidae. The record is from RefSeq and is a predicted model, not a curated record.